CUGCACUACGGGAGCCUCCUGGGCAGCAGAGCUUGUGCCCAGAUGGCAGCAGCUGCCUGGGGCAGUGGCUUUCUCAAUGCUGCUCUGCACACAGACAACACAUUUUCCCUGCCCCUCUGUCGAGGCAAUGCUGUGGACCAGUUCUUCUGUGAAAUCCCCCAGAUCCUCAAGCUCUCCUGCUCAAAUGCCUACCUCAGGGAAGUUGGGGCAGUUCUGUUUAGUGUUUCUUUAGUCCUUGGUUGUUUUGUUUUCAUUGUUUUCUCCUACAUGCAGAUCUUCAGGGCAGUGCUGAGGAUGCCGUCUGAGCAGGCUCGGCACAAAGCCUUUUCCACAUGCCUCCCUCACUUGGCUGUGGUCUCCCUGUUUCUUAGCACUGGCAUAUUUUCCUACCUGAGGCCCCCCUCCAUUUCCUCUCCAUCCCUGGACCUGGUCGUUGCACUUCUGUACUCAGUGGUGCCGCCAGUUUGA
This is a messenger RNA of Anas platyrhynchos (mallard), 468 nucleotides long. Lineage: Eukaryota; Metazoa; Chordata; Aves; Anseriformes; Anatidae. The record is from RefSeq and is a predicted model, not a curated record.